AUGUCUCUAAACAGAGUAAUUUCCCUUGAAUCGUGGGAUUACCGCCCCUCCUCAUUCCGCCAUCGGGAGAGGCCGAACCUAGACCAUGGAGACAAUGCCUCUGCGGAAGAGAGAGAAGAGAACGAUUCCUUUUCCAAUGCCAGAACGCGGUUGGCUCAAGUGCGACCUGCCGACUCUCAAAACUCAGUUAGACGAAAGCUAAGUUUUAACCCGGCUGCUGGGCCGCCAUGGACUCAUGCGACAGUGGAUGAUGAUGGUGACGACGAUGACGACAAUGAUGAUGAUCAAGAUGAAGAAUGUCAACGAAGUCUACUAUCAAUAUCAGAUGAUGACAGCGCUCUUAUGCCCAACGACACUGGCUCGGACGGGUCUGACACUUUAGCUGCCUUUGAGAUACCAAGAUGGAAACGCAUUGCUCAAGUUACCGUAGCAGUAUUGAAUUGCUUGCUUUCUGCCGGAGUGAUAUUUGGAUAUGCUGCGCUCAAGCCGAUCCUCGUAGAAGAGGGUGUAUAUAGAAAUCGAUGCAGCAAGGAAGAGCUUGACAGAGGGGAAUCCCUCUGUUACAACCAGGAUCUCAGGUUAAACUUCAUGUUCACUCUCUCAGCUGUUGCAACCAAUAUUUCUGCCCUUCCAGUUGGCAGCAUACUCGAUACUUUUGGCCCACGUUUCAGCGGUAGUAUUGGAAGUAUCCUCAUCGCACUCGGAUCGCUUUGUCUUGCUCUCGCCUCUCUAUUACCAUUCGAUACAUACGUCGCCGGCUUUUUUCUUUUGGCCCUUGGUGGCCCCUUUGUUUUUAUAUCCGCCUUCCAGCUCUCCAACACAUUCCCCACGCAUUCUGGUCUUAUUUUGGCAAUUCUCACGGGCGCGUUUGACUCGUCGAGCGCCAUUUUUCUCCUUUUCCGAAUCCUCCAUGGCGGAUUCUUCACGCUCCGGAACCUAUUUCUUAUGUAUCUUAUUGUUCCCGCAGUUAUCCUCGCUUCCCAGAUUCUUCUUAUGCCAUCAACUUCGUACAAAACAGCAGGAGAACUUAUACAGCAAAAAGAAGACGUUAUAGCGGAAAACGCCACUGACGGCCCACCGGAGGGCUCCCUCUCCCGCAUGAAAGCCCGGCGUUCCAACAGCGUCUGGGGCGUCCUGCACAUGGCCUCUGCUCUCCAACAAAUCCGUUCCCCCUAUUUCAUCUUAAUGACCUCCUUCGCCAUCCUCCAAAUGCUACGCAUAAACUACUUCAUCGCCAGCAUAGGCCUGCAAUACGAAUCCCUCCUCUCAUCCCCGCAACUCGCGAACCAUUUAAACCACCUCUUCGACCUUUUCUUACCGCUGGCAGGCAUCGUGGCAAUACCAUUUACCGGCCUAAUCCUCGAUAGAGCAAGUACCGUCACUGCAGUAGCCACGCUCGUCUGCUUCUCCACGCUCGUCGGCAUCCUGGGCUGUAUUCCCCACAGCCUGCUGGCAGCAUACGCAAACGUUACGCUCUUUACGCUCUACAGACCCUUCUGCUACGCCUCCAUAUCUGACUAUGCAGCAAAGGUCUUCGGUUUCCAGACCUUUGGUAAAGUCUACGGGCUCAUGAUAUGCCUUGCCGGAUUGGGUAAUUUCCUACAGUUACCGCUAGAUAUACUGACGAUGAAGCUGUUCCGGCGUGACCCAAUUCCGGUGAAUAUCCUACUGACGAUUGUGGUGUUCGUAGCGGGAGGGAUUUUGGUUUUGUUUGUGUGGUGGCGGGGUAGGGAGCGGAUGGGGAUUGUUGAUGUUGUUGUUGAGAAUGGUGAGCUGGGAGGGGUUCACAGUGUUCGUCAUGCUCCGUCGCGGAAACGUAGAUCGAGGAGGGAAAUUGGGCGUUCAGUUGAUCUUGGCGAGGACGAUAGUGAUGGCGGGCCUAGUGAAAGAGAUAGGCUGCUCACCGCUUCCCAUAGGGAGGACGGGAAUGGCUCUGCUUGUGUGUAUUUGGUAUAA
Molecule: messenger RNA, 1956 nt
Organism: Paracoccidioides lutzii Pb01
Exons: 4
Coding region: 1-1956 (651 amino acids)
Biological process (GO): transmembrane transport
Cellular component (GO): fungal-type vacuole membrane
Molecular function (GO): transmembrane transporter activity
Source: RefSeq, a predicted model, not a curated record